GCAUAAACAAUUUUACGCGGCUAAGUUUCCUCUAGGUCUCCUCUUCGCCCGUUAAUGAUACGUCGCCGCUUUUGUCCCUACUUAUUGCAUGCCAAUCGCAAGCGAGAACAUUAACCAAAAAAGAAUUACUUAGAAAAAAAAAAAAACUUUUUCUCUUUCCUUCGCUUCAGUUUAAUUCCAUCGUAAGUUUUCCGGCAAAAUCAGGAAUUUUCUCGUCAGCCAAACGGUAACAAGUUCACCAUGUGGGUGGAGAUCCUCUGCGGUCUGGUAAUCUAUCGAUUGUUCCGGCGCUUCUUCUAUGACGAUGACGUUCUGGAGGUCGAAACCUCAGAUUCGAAUGCUCUUUUCUCUGUAGCCAAUAGACUUGAAAAGCUUUAUGGGGGAAAGGCAUAUGUUGGGCUUCGAAUUCCAGAUCCUGACACUGGUUCUCGACAGACAAUCGAUAUGGUUCUUGUCACCAAAAGGGAGGCAGUGGUGAUUUCGGUCAAGAAUUUAUCAGGAAUUGUGUCUGUUAGUGGAGAUGGCAGCUGGGUUUGUGAACAUGAGGGUAGACACAGAGCCGAGCGUUACCCUGAUCCAAUUGUAGAGGUUAAAAAACAAGCUUCAGUGCUUGAAUCAUAUCUUGAACAAAGGGGAGUUGAAAGGGGAGUUGCUUUGCCAGAAGGAUGUUUUUCUUACAAAGUUAUACUUUCCAAUCCAAAAUUCCGUACCAUUUAUCCUGACAGUUUUCCCUCUGAGGUCAUCACAUAUGAUAAAUGGGCACAACUAAAACCAGAACCAAAAAGUUUGUUUUCUGGAUGGAUAAAGGGUGCCUUUUCUGGUGGGAAGAAAGAGAUGCAGGAAUCUAUACACCAGACACUUAAUUUUGUUCUUGGCACAGCUCCUAUGUGGGAUAGGUUGGAGCUUAAGGGUAAUAAAUAUGUCCUUGGAGAAUUUCUUGAAUUUAAAGGGAAGCAGGAAGAUACAAUGGCAUUGAGAAAUAUCAAAAGAUCAAAAGUUAGUCGCCUGGUCAUCCAAAAGACUAGUAUGUUUGGGUUAGCCCCUUCAAAGCUUCAAGUAUUGUAUUUUCCUCGCGAUUAUCGUAGUGAAGGGACUUCAAGUUCUGAAUCGAAAGAAGUAACUGUCAGAUCAAGUACUGAGGUCAUAUUUCAGCCUGAGAAUUCCUCCAAAGUCCGCAAAUUCAAGCUUUCAUCCAUUGUGUCUAUGUUGCUAAGUGCCUGAAGAUGAUGCAUCUAUGAGAUGCAGAUAAAGUAAACUGCAAGAAGUGAAGAAUGGUACUCCUGUAACCUAUGAGAUUGCUGUUCAUAGAGAAAUGAAGAAACAGAAUUUAUGCAUCUAGUAGAAUUUCCUGUGACCUAAUUUUUGCUAUACUUCUGUAGCUAGUAUAAAAUGUACCAUCUUGUUUAACAUUCUUGCAGUUAAUGUUUGUAAGAGAUUCAGCCGUCACCCUGAAGUAGAAAAACGUCCACAAAAUUUUUAAAGCCU
Rubroshorea leprosula is the source of this 1485-nucleotide messenger RNA. The record is from the annotation of a GenBank genome assembly. NCBI's taxonomy places the organism in Eukaryota, Viridiplantae, Streptophyta, Magnoliopsida, Malvales, Dipterocarpaceae.